Messenger RNA from Musca domestica (house fly), 640 nucleotides. RefSeq lists its product as uncharacterized. The record is from RefSeq and is a predicted model, not a curated record. Bases 84 to 590 code for a protein of 168 amino acids. The transcript is spliced from 2 exons. Lineage: Eukaryota; Metazoa; Arthropoda; Insecta; Diptera; Muscidae.
UGCGUAUAAAAAGUCAGUGCUAAGGUCGGGAGGAGCACAGUCUGACAUUUGACUUCAAGACCAAAAAAACAAAUCCCAACAAAAUGAAAUUCCUCAUUGUGGCCUUGGCUUUUGUGGCUUGCGCCUAUGCUGAUGUCUCGGAAUUGGGUUACAACUACGAGAAACCAGCCCCUGCCCCAGCUCCAGUUCAACCUGUCAAAACUUAUAUUCCCCCAGCACCUGUAGUCCCAGCUCCAGCUCCCGUUCAACCUGCCAAGACCUAUAUUCCUCCUGCACCAGUUGCCCCUGCCCCAGCCCCAGCUCCAGUUGCCCCUGCCCCAGCUCCAGUUGCCCCUGUCAACACUUAUAUCCCACCAGCACCUGUUGCCCCCAAACCAGUUAAGGUUGCCCCUCAACCAGUGCCAGCCCCAGCUCCAGUCGCCCCUGUCAACACAUAUAUUCCACCUGCACCUGUUGCCCCUGUUGUUCAACCAACCAACACCUACAUUCCCCCUGCCCCCGUCAAUCCCGUUGAACAAAUUGAAGAAACUCCCGCUGAUGGCUACCAUUACAAUAUUGUCCGCUAUGUUGUCUACAGACACCGUGUCUAAGCGUCAGAUAGAGGAAUAUGCGUUUCGUUGAUUUGUUAAGUGUUAUAAAU